AUGUGGGAACUGACAGCCCUCCUGCUCCUGGUUCCAAGCAGUGGGCAAGCUGCUACUCUGGAGAAGCCCAUAUUGUCUCUACACCCACCCUGGACCACAAUCUUCAAGGGGGAAAGGGUAACCUUGCGGUGUGAUGGGUACCACCCUCUGCUCCUGGAGCUCCGACCCAUCAGCACUCUCUGGUAUUUGGGCCACCUACUCCUGCCCUCUCACAAGAAGAGCAUCGAGGUGCAGACACCAGGGGUGUAUCGAUGCCAGACACGGGGAGCACCUGUCAGUGACCCCAUCCACCUCUCUGUGUCCAAUGACUGGCUGAUCCUGCAAGUACCCUAUGCUGCGGUGUUCGAGGGCGAGCCGCUGGUCAUGCGCUGCCGCGGUUGGUACGACAAGGUCGUCUACAAACUUCACUACUACCACGAUGGCCAACCCGUGCGCUACUUCCACUCCAGCGCCAACUACACGGUGCCCCAGGCGCGCGCCAGUGAUAGCGGGCGCUACCAGUGCUCGGGCACCAUGCGCAUCCCGGUGGAGAGCGCGCCCAUGUUCUCCGCCAAGGUGGCCGUGACCGUGCAAGAGCUGUUCCAGGCGCCGGUGCUGAGGGUGAUGGGCCGGGUGGAGGCUCGCGGCGCGGCCCUCGGCGGAGUGGUCUUGCGGUGCGAGACGCUCCUGCACCCUCAGAAGCGCGACACGCCGCUGCAGUUCGCCUUCUACAAGUACAGUCGCGCCGUGCGCCGCUUCGACUGGGGCGCCGAGUACACCGUCCCCGAGCCCGAGGUCGAGGAGCUGGAAUCGCACUGGUGCGAGGCUGCUACCGCCACCCGCAGCGUCCGGAAACGCAGCCCUUGGCUGCAGCUUCCGGGGCGGGGUUCUCCCCUGGACGUGGCGUCCACCACCGUCCCGGUCCCACAGGCCGCGGCUUUGGCGCCCGGUAACAAGCCGCUUUCCUUCAGAAAGCCCCCGCUGUCCAGAUCGGUCCCGUCGGUCACCUCCGUCCCUAACGCCCCCUCAGCCGGGCUGCUGUUCCCCGCGGGCGGAGGCCCCGCUGCUGGGCCACCGGCCUGCGCUCCGCUGACCCCCUUGGAACAAACCACUGGAGCCCUAAAACCCGACGUGGACCUUCUGCUCCGAGAAAUGCAGCUGCUCAAAGGCCUUCUCAGCCGGGUGGUCCUGGAAUUAAAGGAGCCACAGGCCUUCCCAGAGCCCAGGGACACACUCGAGACCCCCGCUUCCCACUUUGCUGUGAGUCAGGGAACCCCUGAGACCACUGCUGUGGAGAGCUGA
This is a messenger RNA of Eubalaena glacialis (North Atlantic right whale), 1281 nucleotides long. It is a transcript of the gene FCRLB, whose product is annotated as Fc receptor like B. Lineage: Eukaryota; Metazoa; Chordata; Mammalia; Artiodactyla; Balaenidae. The record is from RefSeq and is a predicted model, not a curated record. The transcript has 6 exons. Bases 1 to 1281 code for a protein of 426 amino acids. Gene Ontology annotation, biological process: cell surface receptor signaling pathway; negative regulation of immune response. Gene Ontology annotation, molecular function: transmembrane signaling receptor activity.